This is a messenger RNA of Microstroma glucosiphilum, 1809 nucleotides long. RefSeq names its product putative t-complex-type molecular chaperone, epsilon subunit. The coding region runs from base 85 to 1704 and encodes 539 amino acids. Gene Ontology annotation, molecular function: ATP-dependent protein folding chaperone; ATP binding; ATP hydrolysis activity. Gene Ontology annotation, biological process: protein folding. Gene Ontology annotation, cellular component: chaperonin-containing T-complex. NCBI's taxonomy places the organism in Eukaryota, Fungi, Basidiomycota, Exobasidiomycetes, Microstromatales, Microstromataceae. The transcript has 2 exons. The record is from RefSeq and is a predicted model, not a curated record.
CAACACUUUUGGCAGCUUCGUCACCAGUAUCCGCUCACGCAUCAUCGUCCUCAUCACCAGCAUCACCCCGCCUCUCUCUGCGUAAUGUCUGAAAUCGGUUACGCACAGGAUGAAUACGGAAGGCCGUUCAUCGUCGUACGAGAGCAGGGCAAGAAGACGCGAGCCACAGGCGUAGAGGCGAUCAAGAACCACAUCAGUGCAGCAAAGACAGUCUCUUCUAUUCUCAGGACAUCCCUGGGUCCAAGAGGACUGGACAAGAUCCUCAUCUCGCCAGAUGGUGAGAUCCAGGUGACAAAUGAUGGAGCUACCAUCAUGAACAACAUGGAGCUCGACCAUCAGAUUGCCAAGCUCCUGGUGGAGCUGAGCAAGAGCCAGGACGAUGAGAUCGGAGACGGAACAACGGGCGUCGUUGUCCUUGCUGGAGCGCUCCUCGAGCAGGCAGAAACACUCCUGGAUAGAGGUAUCCACCCUAUCAGGAUCGCUGAUGGAUACGAGCGAGCCUGCGCAAUCGCCGUCGCAGCUUUGGAGAAGGUGGCAGACAGAGUUGACUUCAGCCUCGAGGACAGAGGAGAGUUGAUCAAGGUUGCCAAGACAUCUCUGGGUAGCAAGAUCGUCUCCAAGGCCUCCGACCUCUUCGCGAAUAUUGCAGUGGACUCGGUGCUCUCUGUUGCGGACCUUGAGAGGAGAGACGUUGACUUCGAGUUGAUCAAGGUGGACGGCAAGAUCGGAGGUUCAAUGGAGGAUACGACCUUGGUGCACGGUGUUGUAGUGGACAAGGACUUUUCGCACCCUCAGAUGCCUCGGGAAGUCAAGGAUGCCAAGAUUGCUAUCCUGACCUGCCCCUUCGAGCCUCCUCGUCCAAAGACGAAGCACAAGCUCGAUAUCUCGUCGGUGGAAGAGUACAAGAAGCUGCAGGAGUACGAGCGGAAGACGUUCGAGGACAUGAUCAAGAGGGUCAAGGACUGUGGAGCCAACCUGGUCAUCUGUCAGUGGGGCUUUGACGACGAGGCCAACCACUUGCUGCUACAACAUGACCUGCCAGCAGUGAGGUGGGUGGGAGGCCCCGAAAUUGAGCUGAUCGCUAUUGCUACAAAUGGUCGCAUCGUUCCGCGCUUCGAGGAUCUCUCGCCAGAGAAGCUAGGAUCGGCAGGCAAGGUCAAGGAAGUCACAUUCGGUACCACGCGGGAUCGCAUGCUCAUCGUCGAGGAGUGUGCCAACCCUCGAGCAGUCACAGUCUUCGUUCGUGGAUCCAACAAGAUGAUCAUCGACGAGGCCAAGCGAGCGCUUCACGACGCCAUCUGCGUCGUGCGCAACCUCGUGGUCGACAACCGGGUGGUUUAUGGAGGGGGUGCGGCUGAGAUUGUGGGUUCGGUGGCGGUGACCAAGGCAGCAGACGAGAUUGCAACGCUAGAGCAGUACGCCAUGAGGGCCUUCGCCUCAGCCUUGGACGCCAUUCCCCUCGCUCUGGCCGAGAACUCUGGAUACCCGCCCAUCGAGACGCUGGCCGAAGUCAAGAGCCGACAGGUCCUGGAGGGCGACCCGAAGCUGGGCAUCGACUGUAUGGGUCAUGGUGACAACGACAUGAAGAGGUGCAGGGUCUUUGAUCCUCUGCAGAGCAAGAGGCAACAGCUGCUACUAGCCACGCAGCUGGUGAGGGCAGUGUUGAAGGUGGACGACGUGAUUGAGCAGCACGACAUGGAGUGAACUGGGGAGAUUUGAGGGCGCUCUAGAAGACUCUGGGCCUCACACUGUACUAUCCAAAACAAAAGAGAGCUUGCAGUAUCAAUCUUCCGUAGCUCGAAACCCGCG